Oncorhynchus nerka (sockeye salmon) is the source of this 6235-nucleotide messenger RNA. RefSeq names its product mucin-2-like. Gene Ontology annotation, molecular function: protein binding. The record is from RefSeq and is a predicted model, not a curated record. Gene Ontology annotation, cellular component: extracellular matrix. The annotation marks the transcript as partial. Lineage: Eukaryota; Metazoa; Chordata; Actinopteri; Salmoniformes; Salmonidae. The transcript is spliced from 24 exons.
UUGUGAGCAGCUUCUCACCAGUCCUGCCUUCAGUAGCUGUAAGGACCUGAUUGCCACAGACUCCUUCAUCAAGGCCUGUGCAGAAGACAUGUGUCACUGUGGCAACAGCAGCAGCAGUGUCACCUGCGCCUGUCCCACCAUGUCAGAGUACUCCCGCCAGUGUGCUCACGCAGGGGGGAAACCCCAGGAGUGGAAGACCGACCAGUUCUGCUUGGAGACGUGUCCUUUAAGCAUGCAGUACCAGGAGUGUGGUAGUCCCUGCACUGAUACCUGCUCCAACCCAAAGAGGAACCAGCAUUGUGAGGAACACUGCACCGACGGAUGCUUCUGCCCUGCUGGAACCGUGUUUGAUGACAUCACUCAGACUGGCUGUGUAGCUGUGAACCAGUGCUCUUGUCUCCACAACGGACAAUCUUACCAGCCUGGACAAUCAUUCUCAAGAACAUGCCACAAAUGUACCUGUAUCCAAGGCCAGUGGAGUUGUAUGGAUCUAGAUUGCCCUGCUACCUGCUCCAUAGUGGGAGGUUCCCACAUCACCACCUACGAUGGGAAAGCCUACACCUUCCAUGGAGACUGCUCAUAUGUCCUGUCCAAGCAAACCAACGAGACUGCUUUCACAGUCCUGGGUGACAUAGUGAAAUGUGGGAAGACGGACAUUGAGACCUGCCUAAGAUCUGUAACCCUGGUCACUCCAGAGUCCACGAUGAUCGUCAUCGAUGCCAGUGGAAGGGUCUUUGUCAACAAGAUGUUUUCUCAGAUGCCGCUUUUCAUGGCUGAUGUAAGGGUCUUUCAGCCCUCUACGUUCUACAUCGUUGUGCAUAGCUCUUAUGGGCUCCGUCUAGAGGUCCAGCUAACACCUAUAAUGCAGGUCUACAUCGUAGCUAGCAGUUCACACAAAGAAAAAACCCAGGGUCUCUGCGGAGACUUUAACGGUGUCCAAGCUGACGACUUCAGAACCAUCAAUGGACUCGUGGAAGGAACCGCUGUGACGUUCGCCGACACGUGGAAGACCAAAGCAAGCUGUCCUGAUGCGGCACAGAACUUUGAGAUCCCAUGCAGUCUGAGUGUAGAGAACGAGAGAUAUGCCAAGCACUGGUGCUCAAUGCUGUCAGAUAGUGAAGGAAUAUUUUCCCAAUGCCACACUGAGAUCAACCCAAAUUACUACAAGGAAAUCUGCCUAUAUGACAGUUGUAACUGUGAGAGGAGUGAGGAGUGCAUGUGUGCUGCGGUCUCCUCCUACGUCCAUGCAUGUGCUGCUGCAGGCGUCCUGCUCAGUGGAUGGAGAAACACCACCUGUGGGAAGUACUCCUCCAGCUGCCCUGACACGAUGGUCUAUGACUACACCAUGACCAGCUGUGACCGCACCUGUCGUUCACUGAGCCAGACAGACUUCACCUGCCAGUUAGACCAUGUGUCUGUGGACGGCUGUGGCUGUGCCGAGGGAACCUACCUGAAUGACCAGGGAGAGUGUGUCCCUGCCUCACGCUGCUCCUGCUACAAUGGAGGCACAGUAGUACCCCCUGGAGAGGUCACCAGGAUCUAUGGGGCUACAUGCUCUUGCAGACAAGGGAAAUUAAGCUGUACUGGAGAACAACAACAUUUAUCCUGUGAAGAACCAAUGGGUUUCUUCAACUGUUCUAGUGCAGGGCCCGGAGCCAAGGGCUCAGAGUGCCAGAAGAGCUGUCAAACACUAGACAGUCACUGUAUCAGUGCAGAGUGUGUGUCAGGCUGUGUAUGUCCUGAUGGUCUGCUGUCUGAUGGAAACGGAGGAUGCAUCAAGGAAGACCUAUGUCCCUGUUCUCACAAUGGAGUCUACUACCAACCUGGACAUGUGCUCAAAGUAGACUGCAAUACCUGCACUUGCGAAGGCAGAAAAUGGCAGUGUACCAAUAAGCAGUGUGAUGGGAUGUGUGCCAUAUAUGGAGAUGGGCAUUUCAUCACUUUUGAUGAGAAAAGGUUCACUUUCAAUGGAGAUUGUGAAUACAUUCUUACUCAGGACUACUGCAGCAACAAUCCAAACGGUACCUUUAGACUGAUCACAGAGAACAUUCCCUGUGGAACCACCGGCACCACCUGUUCCAAGGCCAUCAAGCUCUUCUUGGGGAGCAAUGAGAUCAUACUAGCAGAUGAAUCUGUAAAAGUGAUCAAACAAGAGAACGGGGUUGACGUACCAUACCAGGUCCACUCUAUCGGUCUCUAUGUUGUUGUUGAGGCUGAAAAUGGCCUGAUCCUCAUGUGGGACAAGAAGAAUAGCCUGUUCAUCAAACUCAGCUCUACCUUCCAGGGCCAAGUGUGUGGUCUGUGUGGUAACUACGACGGUAAUGGAAAGAACGACUUCACGUCCAGAAACCAGGAAGUGGUUGUUGAAGCUCUGGAGUUUGGGAACAGCUGGAAAGUGUCACCCAGUUGCCCCAACGCUGAUGUCAUAAAAAACCCAUGCACUUUAAGAUCAUACAGGCAGUCCUGGUCUCUGAAACGCUGCAGCAUCAUCACCAGUAACGUUUUCUCAGCCUGCCACUCACAGGUGGACCCCACGCCAUUCCAUGAUGCCUGUGUGAGGGACUCGUGUGCCUGUGACACUGGGGGAGACUGCGAGUGUUUCUGUACAGCUGUAGCAGCCUACGCCCAGGCCUGUAACGAGGCAGGGGCUUGUAUCAAGUGGAGGACACCAGAUAUCUGCCCUCUGUUCUGUGAUUUCUACAACCCUAUUGGUGAGUGUGAGUGGCAUUAUAAUCCGUGUGGAUACCCCUGUAUGAAGACCUGCAAGAAUCCCUCAGGAACAUGCUCCAGUCAGAUCCCUGCACUGGAAGGUUGCUAUCCAAAAUGUCCUUCGGCCCAGCCUUAUUUGGAAGAAAGUACCAUGAAGUGUGUCAGUAAGAAGGACUGUGGUUGCUACGAUGGAGAUGGAACUCAUUACAACGAUGGAGAGGUUAUACCUUCCAAGGAGAACUGUCAGACAUGUCGUUGUUCAUCAACUGAGGUCAGUUGCAGCUAUGAUGUCCAAGCUUGUUAUUGUUUCUACGACGGCAGAACAUACCCGUAUGGAGCGACCAUAUAUCACACAUCUGACGGUGACGGGACCUGUAUUACUGCCACCUGCAAAGAGAAUGGAACUAUUGUCCGGAUUAUGAACCCCUGUCCCAGCACCCCAACUCCAACAACUACACCAAGUGUUACAACAACACAGAUAUUCACUCAAGCACCGACCACAACAGUAUUUGUUUUCUCAUCUCCUACCACAACCACAACCCAUACCCCUACCCCCACAACAACCCCGACUUCACCAACACCCACUUCACCCACUACUACUCCACACUGCCUGACCAAGACUGUCUGUGAAUGGUCAGACUGGAUUAGCAAAUACUAUCCCUCUGUUGGACCAGAAGGAGGAGAUUUUGAAACCAUAGAAAAUAUAAGGAAAUCUGGAAUUAAUAUUUGUAGCCAACCGAAGGAAGUAGAAUGCAGAGCCAAAGACAACAUCUAUGUUCCUUUGGCCGAACUAGGUCAAAAUGUUGAAUGCAAUCCCUCAAUUGGACUGAUAUGCCGCAACAAGGAUCAAGGCAUCCCACCAAUAUGCUACAACUAUGAGAUCAGAGUCAGAUGUUGUGUUGAUGUUUGUGGCAAUGAGACACCUCCCACCGCAGAAAGGCCCACAACAACCAUUAUAACAUCAACAACUACCCCAACAACAAGAACAACAACAGAAAGUCAAACAACAACAGAACGUCCAACAACAACAACAGAAAUUCCAACAACCACAACUAAGUCAACAACUCCAUCCAUAACAACAAUAGUAACAGACGAAGUUACAACUGGUCCAGAAUCAACAACACCUACCACCACAACAACAACAACAACCACCACAGAAAGUCCAUCAACCACAACUACCCCAACAACAAGAACAACAACAGAAAGUCAAACAACAACAGAACGUCCAACAACAACAACAGAAAUUACAACAACAACCACCACAGAAAGUCCAUCAACCACAACAACAACUAAGACAACAACAUAUUCUCCAACAGGUGAAACAACAGAGGAAAUUACGACUGGUCCUGAAUCAACAACACCUACAACAACCCCUACUACUACCCAAAUAACAACCCCUACCAUUACCCCAAUGACAACCCCUACCAUUACCCCAACUACUACCACAACAACAAUUCAGACGAGGACUACCUCUGAGGUUACAACAACAGCAACCACCAAAGCAUCUACCACAACAACAGCCUUCACUGUAGUCACAAAUCCACCAUACACAAAACCAACAGAAAAGCAAAUCUCAAACUUGACAACACAGACAGAAGAAACUACUACAUCAAACCCAACCACCACCCCUACCAUUACCCCAACAACAACCCCUACCAUUACCCCAAUGACAACCCCUACCAUUACCCCAACGACAACCCCUACCAUUACCCCAACAACAACAACAACAACAGAAAGUCCAACAACAACAACAGAAAGUCCAACAACAACAACAGAAAGUCCAACAUCAACAACAACAACUAUGUCAACAAAAUAUACCACAACAAGUGAAACAACAGAGGAAAUUACAACUGGUCCAGAACCAACAACAACCACAACAACCACUACACCACCACCAACAACAACCACAACAACCACUACACCACCACCAACAACAACCACAACAACCAUUACUUUGACAACAACCCCUUCCACUACGCCCUCAACAACCCCUACUUCACCAACACCCACUUCACCCACUACUACUCCACACUGCCUGACCAAGACUGUCUGUGAAUGGUCAGACUGGAUUAGCAAAUACUAUCCCUCUGUUGGACCAGAAGGAGGAGAUUUUGAAACCAUAGAAAAUAUAAGGAAAUCUGGAAUUAAUAUUUGUAGCCAACCGAAGGAAGUAGAAUGCAGAGCCAAAGACAACAUCUAUGUUCCUUUGGCCGAACUAGGUCAAAAUGUUGAAUGCAAUCCCUCAAUUGGACUGAUAUGCCGCAACAAGGAUCAAGGCAUCCCACCAAUAUGCUACAACUAUGAGAUCAGAGUCAGAUGUUGUGUUGAUGUUUGUAGCAAUGAGACACCUCCCACCGCAGAAAGGCCCACAACAACCAUUAUAACAUCAACAACUACCCCAACAACAAGAACAACAACAGAAAGUCAAACAACAACUACCCCAACAACAACAACAACAGAAAGUCCAACAACAACAACUACCCCAACAACAACAACAACAACAACAGAAAGUCAAACAACAACAACUACCCCAACAACAACAACAACAACAACAGAAAGUCAAACAACAACAACUACCCCAACAACAAGAACAACAACAGAAAGUCCAACAACAACAACUACCCCAACAACAAGAACAACAACAGAAAGUCAAACAACAACAGAACGUCCAACAACAACAACAGAAAUUCCAACAACCACAACUAAGUCAACAACUCCAUCCAUAACAACAAUAGUAACAGAGGAAGUUACAACUGGUCCAGAAUCAACAACACCUACCACCACAACCACAACAACAACCACCACAGAAAGCCCAUCAACCACAACUACCCCAACAACAAGAACAACAACAGAAAGUCAAACAACAACAGAACGUCCAACUACAACAACAGAAAUUCCAACAACCACAACUAAGUCAACAACUCCAUCCAUAACAACAAUAGUAACAGAGGAAGUUACAACUGGUCCAGAAUCAACAACACCUACCACCACAACCACAACAACAACAACCACCACAGAAAGCCCAUCAACCACAACUACCCCAACAACAAGAAAAACAACAGAAAGUCCAACAACAACAACCACCACAGAAAGCCCAUCAACCACAACAACAACUAAGACAACAACAUAUUCUCCAACAGGUGAAACAACAGAGGAAAUUACAACUGGUCCUGAAUCAACAACACCUACAACAACCCCUACUACUACCCAAAUAACAACCCCUACCAUUACCCCAAUGACAACCCCAACUCCACCAACAACAACCCCUACUACUACCCCAACUACUACCACAACAACAAGUCAGACGAGGACUACCUCUGAGGUUACAACAACAGCAACCACCAAAGCAUCUACCACAACAACAGCCUUCACUGUAGUCACAAAUCCACCAUACACAAAACCAACAGAAAAGCAAAUCUCAAACUUGACAACACAGACAGAAGAAACUACUACAUCAAACCCAACCACCACCCCUACCAUUACCCCAAUGACAACCCCUACCAUUACCCCAACAACAACCUCUACC